Actinia tenebrosa (Australian red waratah sea anemone) is the source of this 1117-nucleotide messenger RNA. RefSeq names its product ubiquitin-like-specific protease 1. NCBI's taxonomy places the organism in Eukaryota, Metazoa, Cnidaria, Anthozoa, Actiniaria, Actiniidae. The record is from RefSeq and is a predicted model, not a curated record.
ACAUUGAGCAGGCAUUGGUUUUACCCUUAAAAAAUCUUGCAGAUUGAGGCGAUAUGGGACGAUACCGAAGCACCUUAUCGCAAAGUGGGACUGGUGUGCUGGAAGGAUUUUAAGACUUUACAGCUUAACAUGCCCCCAAUACAUCAGUCCCUAAUUACGACGCAGCUUAUGCCAAACACGGAGUGGCAAGUGGGAUACCUUAACGACGAGAUUAUUGACGAGUACAUCAAGCUGCUGGAAAAGUGGGCAAGCAAAAUGGGAAGGAAGAUAAUAACAGCUAAUACUAAAUUCUACCAAAUAGUAGUUCAAGGGAAAUCAUGGAGAAAAAAGGUUGACCUUAAAAAAUUCGACAAGCUUGUUUUCCCAAGCCAGUUUUCGCCAAAUCAUUGGAGCCUUGGGGUCGUGGACUUUCAGCACUCAACCAUCUCCAUAGUUGACCCCCUUGGUGGACAAAAGAGUAAUGCUCGACACUAUGAGAAUCUCAGAAAGUUCCUUUACGAAAGGGGAUUCCAGUAUGAAUGGCAAGUUAGCCACAUUGAUCACCCAACCCAACAUGAUGCCGUGAGUUGUGGCGUAUACGUACUGAAGAUCGCCGAAUGUAUCAUAUUGAAGUCUGGAGCUCACAUGGAAUUUUCUAGGGACGAAAUCGAUGAUUAUCGCUACACAGUUGCCGAGCGACUCAUGGAGGGCAAAUAAAUCGUUAUCUGCAGAGUGAGCCUGGUCCAAGGGGGUUUCUCGUGUUAUGUUUUUUCCCCUCGAUAGAACAAAAACCCUACGAGAAACCUGCGGAACCAAGUUAAAAUAACAUACACAUGUCUCUGCGGCAUUAUUAYCACCUACUGUACUACACAGAUUGUACAAACAAGUCUGUUUACCGCUCCUUUUACCGACUGACAGUCAACAAGACCGAAUGUAACUAGAUAUGAUAUGUAACUGCUGUGUAUCAAAUGAAUYUUAUCUGAAUGAGUCAUACAGUUCUGUAUUCUUGGCGGCAGUUUUACGCGGGUUGGUUUACUUUGGUCAGUACUACGUCUAUUUUUAAUGUUAGAGAUGUGUGCUUAUAUUUUCAAMCAGUGUGAAUCUUGAAUAUAAGCGAUGUUUAUUCAUGAAGCACAAA